AUGGCCGAGGGAGAGACCACCGUCGUCCGCAACCCGUGGGUCUGUCUUGCGCUCCAAGACUCGGCUUUUUUUCAAUGGAGCUCGCCGAUCGCCAAGCCGGUGCGGCUGCGGCGCGACAGUGAUUUUGACAUUAUGGACAAAGCACUGCAGUCGUAUGCGCAGUACACGCCCGAGACGGAGCCCGAGAUCGAGCUCGACGCGGCAUCGCUGCCGACCGUAUACGACGAUGACGCCGACAGCGACGACUCGGACGACGAGAGAGAGCUCACGCCGCACCUCGCGCCGCCUGUCAACGCCCCCGUGCAACCUCUUCUCGGCCGUCUCGACCUUGCAAGUGUUCUGGGCGCGCUGCCCAAAGCCCACUGCAUGAGCGCCGACUUGCGUCGCCGUCUCGCCGUGUACUUUUGUGGCCACCCCCAUGUUGAACCUGUGGUUCAGCUCAUCGAAUCCGGGUCCAUCGAGGCGCAACUCGGGUUUCUCUGCGACCUCUUUCACUUGACUCGACCGUCCUCAUUUGACGCGCCACCCGCCUGCGACUUGGUGCGCUUCCGGCGGUGGACGCCCGUGCUGCGGACGCAAAAACGCAUUUGCUUUCAGCUGCAGACGUCGCGGCCCCGUGUCCGCAACAUUGACGUCUUGCAACAGCUUCUCUCGGCCGGCAUGUACCUCGUCCAGCGCCACUGCCGCCUCCCGCUCGACACCGCGCCGUCACUGGGCCAUGUGUGCCUCCUGCUGAAGGAAACGCGCAUGCUGUAUGUGAAAAAGGUGAUUCCGGAAGCCGAUUUUGUGCUGCUGCUCCGCCAAGUGUUUCAUCACGGCAUCUUUAUCUGGCCCAAAGAGCUCCCACGCAAACUCGCGACGACCGCGACGACGCCCGACCCGAUUGCAGUCUACUUGGCUUCGCAAAACAACAGUCUCUAG
Saprolegnia diclina VS20 is the source of this 921-nucleotide messenger RNA. RefSeq lists its product as hypothetical. NCBI's taxonomy places the organism in Eukaryota, Oomycota, Saprolegniomycetes, Saprolegniales, Saprolegniaceae. The transcript has 7 exons. Bases 1 to 921 code for a protein of 306 amino acids. The record is from RefSeq and is a predicted model, not a curated record.